Messenger RNA from Penaeus monodon (black tiger shrimp), 801 nucleotides. RefSeq names its product translation initiation factor IF-2-like. The record is from RefSeq and is a predicted model, not a curated record. The transcript has 3 exons. Bases 1 to 801 code for a protein of 266 amino acids. Lineage: Eukaryota; Metazoa; Arthropoda; Malacostraca; Decapoda; Penaeidae.
AUGAAAAAACAGAUAGAGACCAAAAGACCAGAGGCCGAGAACCAGAAACCAGCAAGACCAAUGAGAAACCAAGCAGCUCAGACUCCAGAGUGCCAGAGAGCAGAGACUAGAGACCGAGAGACCAAAUAUAGACAACCAGAGACCCAGAGACCAAGACCAGGGAAAGUCCAGUCACCAGAGACCGAAAGACCAGUGAAAGACCACAGAACCAGAGACCGAGAGACCAGAGACCGAAAGACCAGAGACCGAAAGACCAGUGAAAGACCACAGAAACCAGAGACCACAGAACCAGAGACCGAGAGACCAGAGACCGAAAGACCAGAGACCGAAAGACCAGAGACCGAAAGACCAGAGACCGAAAGACCACAGAAACCAGAGACCACAGGACCAGAGACCGAGAGACCAGAGACCGAGAGACCAACGGAAGACCAACGGAAGACCAACGGAAGACCACCGGAAGACCAACGGCAGACCCCAGAGACGAAGGGCGAGAGAGAGACGACGACAGGAGACGAGGCGGCCAAUUGGAAGCGACAGCGCGGGCGGCCUUUCCCUCCGCCUCCUCCUUCUGCGUGGCCCCGGCGUCCCCCUGACGAUAAAUCAUGGGGCGCCAUUAAAUUCUCGAAGCCGGACACGUUUCCACGCCCAGCAUAUAUGGCUGCCGAUGCCUGGCUUAAGUUCCCUUUGAUCUGGCCGGUGGUAUUAGUCGUUAAGGCAAGCAUGGUUCUGGCGGCAGAUGUUAGAAGCAGAAAAACAAGGACCCUCAUACGGCACGCGCGCCGUGGAUAUGCGGGGAAGUGA